This is a messenger RNA of Lonchura striata (white-rumped munia), 3535 nucleotides long. RefSeq names its product solute carrier family 16 member 2 (gene SLC16A2). The record is from RefSeq and is a predicted model, not a curated record. Gene Ontology annotation, biological process: transmembrane transport. Lineage: Eukaryota; Metazoa; Chordata; Aves; Passeriformes; Estrildidae. Gene Ontology annotation, molecular function: thyroid hormone transmembrane transporter activity.
GGGGCAGUCGGGCGGCGGGCGGCGGCCGGAGCGCGGCCGCGAUGGCGCAACGCGACGAGAAGGUGCCGGCGGCGGCGGGCGACAGCGAGCCCGGGGCCGGGGCCGGGGCCGGGGCCGGGGCCGGGGCCGGGGCCGGGGCCGGGGCCGCGGCUGAGCAGGGACAGAGCGGGGUCGCCGCGCCCUUCCAGCCCCCCGAGGGCGGCUUCGGCUGGGUGGUGGUCUUCGCCGCCGCCUGGUGCAACGGCUCCAUCUUCGGCAUCCACAACUCCUUCGGGAUCCUCUACAUGAUGCUGCAGAGCGACCUGGGCGAGGGGAAGGAGGAUCCGGCGCUAGAGUUUAAAACAGCAUGGGUUGGCUCCCUGGCCAUGGGAAUGAUUUUUUUCUGCUCCCCCAUCGUCAGCAUCUUCACCGACCGGAUCGGCUGCAGGACCACAGCGGCCAUGGGAGCUACCAUCGCCUUCAUCGGGCUCCUCUCCAGCUCCUUCACCAAGUCCCUGGAAGUGCGUUAUUUCACAUAUGGGAUCCUCUUUGGCUGUGGCAGCUCCUUCGCCUUCCAGCCCUCGCUGGUCAUCCUCGGUCACUACUUCAAGCGCCGCCUGGGCCUGGCCAACGGCAUCGUGGCCGGGGGCAGCUGCCUCAUCUCCGUGCCGCUCCCCUUCUUCCUGAAGAUGGUCGGGGAUGCCAUCGGGCUGGCACACACUUUCCAAGUACUCAGUGCCUUAAUGCUCAUCCAGAUCUUCUUGUCCAUGACCUACCGGCCCAUCCUGACGCCUUCUUGUGACCCUCAGCACGACGGGCGCGACAAGCUGGGCAGCCGGAGCAUGAGGCAGCAGUGCUGGGCCCAGACCCGCAAGUAUUUCAACCUGAGGGUUUUCCGGAGAAAGACCUAUCGGAUUUGGGCCUUUGGGAUCGCCACUGCUGUCCUGGGAUACCUCGUACCUUACAUGAACCUGGUCAAAUACGUGGAGAAGAAAUUUCAGGAAACCAAAAAGGACUGGAUCCUCCUGGUUUGCCUCGGGGCCAUGUCGGGGCUGGGGCGUUUGGUUUCAGGCCGGAUUGGCGACUGCAUUCCUGGGCUGAAGAAGAUUUACCUGCAGGUUGCAUCCUUCAUGCUGUUGGGCCUCCUGUGCAUGAUGAUCCCGCAGUGCCGAGGCUUCGAGGGCGUCAUCGUCAUCUGCCUCUUCCUUGGCCUCUGUGACGGCUUAUUCACCACCAUCAUGGCCCCCAUCGCCUUCGAGCUGGUGGGGCCCAUGCAGGCGUCCCAGGCCAUAGGGUACCUCAUGGGGCUGAUGGCCGUGCCCAUGACCGCGGGCACGCCCAUUGCAGGAUACCUCAACGAUUAUUUUGGGAAUUACGACGCGGCCUUUUACUUCGCCGGCGUGCCGCCCAUCAUCGGCGGCCUGGUGCUCUCCGUGGUGCCGCUGGUGCACCAGAGGAUGCUGAAGAAGCAGCGCCUGGAUUCUGGCAAAGACAAGAUGCUGGUGUCGGAGGCGGUGGUGAACGGGGAGCUGCUGCCGGGCUGCCCAGCCUCCGAAGCACACAUGUGACGCCGCUCCCGGCUCUCCCGGGACACCAGCAGCCUCUCCGUAGCCCCAGCACAGGCCCUUUCCCAGACGGACCAAAAUUCCCAGUGAUUGCAGAUGCACUACGUUUGUAAAGGAGAAAACACAAAUAUUUCUUCUAGUUAAAGGCUUUUAACUAGCAGAAAUGCUCUUUUUUUUUUUUUUUUUUUUUUUUUUUUUGGGACAGUUUUGAUUUCAAAGCCACCUUUUUUUUUUCCCCCCCUCCCCCAACCAGUUUUGUAAGGAGAACUCUCACCAGGAUUCAAACUUGAUCGAGCUCCUGCUCCUCUCCCGGGUUUCUAUACGUCACGACAGAGGUUUACAGCUAAUAAAUGCCUUUUCCAAGCAGGCCACGGAUGGAACUUGUUGAACCUUGCAGCUGUCCAUCCUCCUCCUCCUCCAGUGUCACUUGGGUGUCACAUCCAAGUGAGACAGCCUCCUCCCCGACCAGCACCUGGGGCUGUUCUGGAGCCAGAGAUCCAAAGGAGGAAACGCUGCUUUAGUCUGAUGCACAAACCAAAUAAAUGUCAGCGAGUCCCGCUUUCAUCUUCCUCUUUCCUCCUUUCCCGCUGCUCUCCCACACCCCCAGGGAGCUGCAGCUGGGAUGACAGGGAGCUCAGCUGGCUCCAGCCAUCGGAGUCACGCGGGAGCACACCCUUCCUGCAAAAUAUGCCUUAAAAACGCGUGGAUGAGACCAGCAGGUCCCUUGGCCGCUUUCCACCUCCAUUUUCCCACCCAGCAAUUGAGGAUUGGGCUUUUGAGCUGCAGAAGACAGGGGCAGCUCCUUGCACAGCCCACAGUGCCCACAGUGAGGCCAAAUCCAUGGGAUUGCCACCAAAAUGGGCUCUUUGGUGGCUUUGAGGCACACAGGGUUGGGACAGAGCUUUGUGUCAUGGGUCAGCUCCGUGCUGGGAGGUGGCUUCCCUGCUGGGCUCAGGGGUACCCAUGGGUGUGGGGAUGCUGCUGGCCCAGGGCACAGGGUGCCUCUGCUGGUUUUGGGGGCCAGUUGUGUAUUAUGCAGCAAUAAGCAUGAGUCAGUAUUGGUGGGGAAUCCCAGUUUUCCAAAGGGUUUGACAGCCCCAGUAGCGUUUAACUUGUAGCCCGUGUGUUGUCACUGAGCUGGUGGAGGGUCAGUGCUGAUCUGGGAGGAGAGCGAGACAGUGCAAGGAAAUCACACAGCCAGUGGUUACCCACCACACUGAGUGGCAGCACAGCUCAACCCCAGCUCGGGCAGGAAUCCAUCACUGCCCACAGAAAAUUGUAGAAAUUCAAAUUGCGCAGAGAAGCUGUGACUGCCCCAUCCCUGGAAGUGCUCCAGGCCAGGUUGGGCAGGGCUGGGAGAGACCUGGGGUACUGGAAGGUGUCCCUGCCCAUGGCAAGGGACUGGAAUGAGAUGAGCUUUAAGGUCCAUUCCAACCCAAACUAUUCCAUGAUUCUAUGAUCAUCUCCAGGGAUUGCUAAUGAGCGUGGCUAUUGAGUGAGAAGGGAAGUUCUCCUGCCCUGGUGGGUCCCUGUGUGAACAAGGAGCCAGCUGGGACUGGGGUACCUUCUCCUGGGAGAGAGCAAGAAACAAAACUCACAUUUACCCUGACUGCAAACCCAUCCUUCAUCAGAUUUUCAUUUUGUUCACCUGACACUAAAAGUCUGAGAUGUCUGAAGAGGGACGUGUGUUGUGGGAAUCAUCCCUUGGUCUCCGGGCGAGUGUGGGGGUUUGGAACACCAGGACAUGUUUUUGCUGUGGAAAUCUGGGCUCAAUGGAGGCCCCUCCCACAGGCAGCAGUGGGACUUUUGUACAUAAUAGGCUCAGGACCCUGCAUGUCCCUCUGGCCCUGUUUUUAACCCCUGUUGGCUGAUGCAUUGUAAGGUCUUGUGUUCUCGUGGCCCUUCUGUCCCCGUACGAGCUGGAAAAUUACCUGGUGUGUUGUGACGUGUCUGUUUAUGAUAUAAAAUGAGAUACUUGUCUCUUUCUUGGA